AUGGCGCGACCGAGCAUCAGCGACCUUACCGGCGACCACGAUCUUGCUCGAAUAGCGCGCGAAACAUGGCUGGCGACGCCGAAUCCGCCCAAAGUGCUGCCAGCAACAGUCGGCAAGCUCUGGAAGCUCGUUGAAGACGACCAGUUCGGUACCUUCUCCCUACUACUCCUGGAACAACUCCAAGCGCUCGAGCGAUACCUAUGGCCUGGCUACACGUCAGAAGCCUCAAAUCAGCACGUGCUAUUACUUGCUCUGCUUGUAAACACCAAGCGACAAGAACGUCUACCCAUAUGGCCAUAUUUCGCGAAUAGCCCAGAUGAAUUUUCGGAUCUCUUUAGGAGAAUAGUUCAUCUGAGCGUGGAUCAGUCUCUUUCGACUACCCUGCGGACAUACCUGCUCACCUUUGUCGUCGCCGCAUACCAGAGCCUGGAUCAUGGGAUCGUACGAAAAGAAUGCGCUCCGUUGGUUUCGAUAGGAAUAUGGCACAAUCUACAUAGCGACGUGGCGAGGGAGAAGCAGCUCGCGAAGGGCACGCAAUUGCAAAAAGCAUGGAGGGCGGCGCGCAAGAAGAUGGACAAUGCAGAUGCUGCUGGACAGGCGAGGCUCAGAUUUGAGAGGAGCUGGCUUCGUUCUCUGGUCCUCGAUUUCUUCGACAAGAUAUACGAUGCGGGAGUAGAUGUGGACACGAAACAGGAGAACGUGCUGUAUUGCGAGCGAUUCCUGGAAUUGCUCUGCGACCUACAGAGCCAGUUGCCGACCAGGAGAUAUGUCAAUACUCUCCUUCGCGACAUGAACAUCUUUGCGGCAGUUUCACUGUCGCCGCUGUUCCAGGAUGAGGAGUGCUUGAGAGAAAUGUACAAUCUGUUAGUGCAUUAUACUCACUUCCCCAUUGACGACCAGACGGGGCAGCAGCUCAGCAGACAAGACUAUGAGGAGGCUCAGAAUGCUGUUAUUUCGCGAUUGCAAAAGGUUGCACUCAAGCUCCAACCGGAGAAGCUGAAGAUCCUGGUUCUCGCCAAUUUCGGCGCAUUGUCACAGCGAGAGGAAAUUGUGGGCCAUCUGGAGGGUCUCACAGAUGCUGAGCUGCUCGCGCUGUGUCAGGAAAUGGGACUGCGGACCACCGAGUACCCCGAGAAGUCGCUUUUAGUCCGGGAUCGCGCAUUUCUGAUUGAGAUUCUUGCAUCAGGAGUUGAGAAGACAAUCUACUACACGGAGCGGCUACGUCCCAUGCGGAUCUUGCCGACCGAGGAGACCCUCUAUGAUCCAGCAGUCUUAAGGAUUGACGAGGAGGACCGAUCUAGGCCUCUCCCGAUUCCGAAACUGAACCUGCAAUAUCUCACCGUUGGCGAUUUCCUCUGGCGCUCAUUCAUUCUCUAUCGACACGAGGCACUCUAUGGACUACGCACGCAUCUCGAAGACACGAUAAAGCGCAUUCAACCUCGACGCGGCGGCAACAUGACACGCUUUGACGGCUUCUCGAAGAUGGCCAUGCCUAUUGCCAAGCCUGCAAUCAUUGAUACUGUAAUGCCUAGGGUUGGUGAAUCUAUCCCAGCGGAGGUCAAGGCGGAGAUCAUCCUCGAUGUGAGCCGCUUGCAACCAAACGUUAGAAGAGAAUGGGAGAGCUUGAGACCAGACGAUACUGUCUACCUCCUUGCUUUGCAUCCGGAUGAUCCUUCCAUGAAGCUCAUCAACGGUGGCAGCAAGCACACACCAGCGGAGACAAUGGGGCUGAAGUCGAUCAGAUGUGCAGAGGUCAUCAGUGUUCUUGAUGAGAAUAGCAGAGUGCUGCGAUAUAAUCAGGACGCACAAGAUCACAUUGACGGAAUUGCACGUCCAAGACAGCGACGCCUACUGCUGAGGUUGGAUGCCGCGGCUUAUAGGACUGACAAAGAGCGCGCAGACGCAAAAAAGGGUGAUGUCUACGACAACAUCAAUCUUGUUGUACGACGGCGGCAACGCGAGAACAACUUUACGCCCAUGCUCGAGAGCAUCAAGCAACUCGCCCUGUCAGAUGCUCCAUUGCCAGCUUGGUUUGAAGAAGUGUUCCUUGGUAUUGGCGACCCAGCCUCUGCGUCUUAUAAACGCCUAUCAAAGCGGCUCAAGAGUGUGGACUACCGGGACACGUUUCUUGACUGGCAACAUCUGAUCGAGUCCUUUCCUGGCAAGACCCUAGAGCCAGACCCAGCGAUGGAAGGUAUCUUCCCUCCGCCGUAUGUGCUUGAGACGGUGGAGUCGAAGGCUGCACCACCACCUGCACCAACGAAGGGCAAGAAGAGGAGACGAGAUCAGCCUGAUGGUCCAGAUCCUGCACUCACUGGUGAGACUUUCAAAGUGUCGACCUAUAAACCUCCCCAUAGCGGACCCUACCUUUCAGACGCCCCAAGGACGAACCACGUCCGUUUCACGCCAACGCAAAUUGAUGCGGUCACUGGCGGUACUCAACCGGGCUUGACGGUUAUCGUCGGCCCUCCAGGAACUGGCAAGACAGACGUUGCGACACAGAUAAUCAACAACAUCUAUCACGACUUUCCCCAGCAGCGCACACUGUUGAUUGCCCACUCGAAUCAGGCCUUAAAUCAACUAUUUCAGAAGAUCGCCGCCCUUGACAUAGAUGAGCGGCAUCUUCUGCGUCUGGGCCACGGUGAAGAGGACCUCGCGACUGACGCAAAUUAUUCGAAGGCUGGCCGCGUUGAGUCUUUUCUCGAACGUGGCGGCUACUAUCUCGCAGAAGUUCAGCGACUCGCAGAUAGCAUAGGCGCUCCAGGCGCACAUGGCAACAGCUGCGAGACCGCGGAGUACUUCGACCAGGUGCACAUCCAGCCCAGAUGGAAGCAAUAUUGGUCGAUUCUCAAGGCAGAAGAAGCUGGAGCUCAAGAAAUCAUAGCAGAGUUUCCAUUCCACGCGUUCUUCGCCAAUGCACCGCAGCCGCUCUUUCCACCAGAACUACCCAAGGCACAGCUCAUUGAGAUUGCCCAGGGCUGUGAGCGUCACAUUCGGCGUAUGUUUGAUGAGCUCGCAGACAUUCGACCAUUCGAAAUCCUGCGCGCUCAGCGAGACAAGUCGAAUUAUCUCCUCGUCAAAGAGGCCCGGAUCGUUGCGAUGACUUCCACCCAUGCGGCUAUCCGACGGCAGGAAAUCGCAGCCCUUGGUUUCCGUUACGACAACGUGGUCAUGGAGGAAGCAGCGCAAAUAACCGAGAUCGAGAACGUCAUACCAUUCAUGCUGCAAAAUCCUCGCAUCGAAGACGGAAAGCCGCCCGAGUCACGACUGCAGCGCAUUGUGCUGGUCGGAGAUCACCUCCAGAACUCACCCGUGAUUCAGAACAACAGCCUGAAGUCCUAUGCCAACCUUGAGCAAUCCCUCUUCCAACGUCUGACUCGCCUUGGAGUUCCGCACAUCAUUCUCGACGCCCAGGGUCGCUCGAGGCCUUCCCUCGCAGCGCUAUAUAAAUGGCGCUAUCCGACUCUCAGCAACCUCACUUUCACCUCGACUGCGCCCGAAUUUGUCGCCGCCAACGCUGGUUUCAGAUUCGAAUACCAAUUCAUCAAUGUCGACUCGUACAAGAAUCAAGGAGAGUCCGAGCCUUCGCCGCACUUUAUUCAGAAUCUGGGAGAAGCGGAAUAUGCUGUCGCGCUAUAUCAGUACAUGCGCCUCCUAGGCUACCCAGCUGAGAAGAUCAGUAUACUGACAGCGUACGCGGGCCAGAGAGCGCUGUUAAGAGAUGUCCUGCAACAUCGCUGUAAAGCCAACAGGCUCUUCGGUAUGCCUGGCUGGGUUGGCACCAUUGAUAAGUACCAGGGCGAGCAGAACGAUUACAUUAUCUUGUCACUUGUGAGAACGAAGACUCCUGGCUACUUGAGGGACCUGCGCCGACUUACAGUGGCACUUUCCCGAGCGCGGCUGGGACUGUACAUCAUUGGCAAGAAAGAAGUCUUUGAAAGCUCCCUUGAGCUUCGCGAAGCCUUUGGGCCUCUUUUUGAGCGGUCGACGAAACUCAGUCUGAUCAUCAACGAGAUGUACCCUACUGACCGCCCUGUCGAUGCGAGAGUGAAUGAAGAUGGUGUCGCCGAGAUGGAAGGCGUUGAACAUCUGGGAAAGUAUGUUUUCCAGAUGACGCAGGCGAAGGUGAAGGCUUUGAAAGAGGGCGGUGGUAGCUUACCGCCACCAGCGCAACCGCAAAGGGUUGAGGAUGACCAAGAUGAGGAUGAUAAAGAGGCCGCGGAAGAGGACGUAGAAGCGGAUGAUGUACAGGCAUGGACUGGAGGGAAUAAGGCCCUCUGA
Lecanosticta acicola is the source of this 4281-nucleotide messenger RNA. NCBI's taxonomy places the organism in Eukaryota, Fungi, Ascomycota, Dothideomycetes, Mycosphaerellales, Mycosphaerellaceae. The record is from the annotation of a GenBank genome assembly.